GUCAAUCAUGUCAUUAUUAAACUUUUGGAAUGUUUUUAUUUGUCUAUAAUUGGGAUCUUAGAAAUUCAUAUUUUAAUUAAAAAAAUUUAAUUCGUUACAUGUUGCGAAGAAAAAAUUAAGGAAAUAAAUGUCUUUUGAGAAGGAUAUCCAGCUAAGUAAAACACUUUCCUGGCUUCUACGACAUGGAGCUGUGAAAGAAGGCUUACACAUCUCUAGAGAAGGAUUUGUAAGUGUAGUAGACAUAUUGAACCACAAAAGUUUAAGGAACCGCUACAAUUUGGAGGAUAUUAAAAGGGUGGUCGAUGUCAAUGAUAAGCAAAGGUUUAGACUAAGAUGCAAUGAUGGCAUCUGGGAGAUAUGUGCCAACCAGGGACAUUCUUUGAAAGCAGUUGAAGAUCCCGAUUUAGUUCCUAUUUUAGAAGCAAAUGGUACUGAGGCAAUUCAUGGCACUUAUAACAAAAAUUGGCAUGCUAUUAAGAAACAGGGAUUGAAGUGUAUGGGUAGAAAUCAUAUCCACUUUGCAACGGGUUUGCCAGAUGACAGGGCCGUCGUUAGUGGUAUGAGAAAAACAGCCGAAGUCUUUAUUUACAUCAAUUUACCAUUGGCCUUGUCUGAUGGUAUCAAAUUUUUCAAAUCCACCAAUGGCGUCAUUUUAAGUUCUGGAAAUGACAAGGGCAUCAUCGACCCAAAAUACUUCUUAAAAGUUUGUGACAGUAACGGAAAAUUUUUACUUUAAAUUUUAGAUAAGAAU
Anoplophora glabripennis (Asian longhorned beetle) is the source of this 751-nucleotide messenger RNA. Its product is annotated as tRNA 2'-phosphotransferase 1. Lineage: Eukaryota; Metazoa; Arthropoda; Insecta; Coleoptera; Cerambycidae. The record is from RefSeq and is a predicted model, not a curated record. The coding region runs from base 128 to 736 and encodes 202 amino acids. Gene Ontology annotation, biological process: tRNA splicing, via endonucleolytic cleavage and ligation. The transcript has 3 exons. Gene Ontology annotation, molecular function: tRNA 2'-phosphotransferase activity.